GUCAGUAAAUAAAGCAUGAGCUCUCGACACAGGGAUAGGAGUCGAUCACGAUCUCGGGACCGGGAUCGGCACAAGGAUAGAGAUAAGGGGCGUGAUCGUGACCGUGACAAGGAUAGGGAUAGAGAUCGUGAUCGUGAUCGGGAUCGUGAUCGUGAUCGUGAUCGUGACCGCAAUCGUGACAGGGACAGGGACAGGGACCGCGACCGCGACCGCGAUCGUGAUCGUGAAAGGCACCGAUCCAAAAGGGAUAAGGAAAGGGACCGCAGUCGCAGCCGUGAUCGCCACAAGGAAAAGAGGCGCAGUCGCUCUCGCAGUGGUAGUAGAAGCCGUGGCAGAAAGUCCAAGGAUAGGGAUGGCACGAUUGCUCUUCUCGACCAGAUGGUGGGCACGACAACCAAGGCCACUGCUCGUCAAGUGGCAGCCCCUACUAGUAUCAACCCUGCAACACAGGCUGCUAUUCUGGCAGCUGCAGCUGUAGCUCAGCGGCGCAUGGCGGCACCCGUGCAACCGGCGGCGGCGGCGGCGGCCGCGCUGAGCGCCGCCACCGCCAUCCCGCCGCCCACCUCCGUGCAGCAGAAGCUGGAGAUGUUGCAGGCGCGCACCGAGUCGCGCUACCGCGACAGGCCGCCGCUCGACCACCACCCUGACGACGACAAGGACGACGGCCAGGGCCCGCCCGGCGAGACGGCGGCGGAGCGGCGCGCGCGGCGGCGCCGCACCCGCUGGAUGGGCUCGGAGCACGACAAGACCUUCAUCCCCGGCCUGCCCACCGUGCUGCCGUCCACGCUCACCCGCGAGCAGGAGGAGCAGUACCUCCUUCAGCUGCAGAUCGAGGAGGUGAGCCGCAAGCUGCGCUCCGGGGACCUCGGCAUCCCUGCCAACGUGGACGAGAGGUCGCCGUCGCCGGAGCCCAUCUACUCCACGGACGGCAAGCGCCUCAACACGCGCGAGUACCGCACGCGCCGCAAGCUGGAGGAGGAGCGCCACCGCCUCGUGCAGCGCAUGCAGCAGAUCAACCCCGAGUUCAAGCCGCCGCCCGACUACAAGCCUCCCAUUAUUCGAGUGCACGACAAGGUGAUGAUCCCACAGGAGGAGCACCCGGACAUCAACUUCGUAGGGCUGCUCAUUGGACCGCGAGGAAAUACACUUAAAGCGAUGGAGAAGGAAACGGGAGCCAAGAUAAUAAUUCGCGGCAAGGGCUCGGUGAAGGAAGGGAAGGUGGGCCGUAAGGACGGACAGCCUCUGCCCGGAGAGGACGAACCGCUGCAUGCCUACAUCACAGCGACAAACGCCGACUGCGUCAAGAAGGCAGUUGAGAAGAUCAAGGAGGUGAUCCGCCAGGGGGUGGAGGUGCCCGAAGGCCAGAACGAUUUGCGUCGAAUGCAGUUGAGAGAGUUGGCUCAACUCAAUGGAACACUGCGGGAGAGUGAUGCGCCGCGCUGUGCCAAUUGUUCAGCAGCUGACCACAAGACUUGGCUAUGUCCCGACAAGCCGAAUGUGACGAACAGCAUCGUGUGCUCGUCGUGCGGCGGCGCGGGACACAUCGCGCGGGACUGCCGCGCGCGCCGCCCGGGACACGCGCCGCCCGCCCACCACGACAAGGCUAAGAUCGACGAGGAGUACAUGUCGCUGAUGGCGGAGCUGGGCGAGGCGCCGCCGGGCGCGGGCGGGGCGGGGGGCGGCGCGCCGGGCCCGCUGCGCCGCGUCGCGCACUCGCCCUUCGCGCCCGCGCACGCGCCGCGCGCGCUCAUGCCGGCCGGCGGAGCUCCGUCCAUGCCGCCGCCGACGCCCUACCCGCACGCCAUGCCACACGCGACGCCGCACGCGCCUUGGCUCGGUGCCGGCGCGGCCGCGGGCGUGGGCGCCGCGCAGCCCCCGCCGCCCGGCAGCGCCCCGCCCUUCCCGCCGCCGCCGCCGCCGCACCAGGGUGACGCGAUGGGCCCCCCGGGCGGCGGGCCCGGCGCGCCGCACAUGCCGCCGCCUCCGCCGGGUAUGAUGGGUAUGGGCGGCUGGCGUGGUGCCUUCGGCCCGCCCUGGGCCGCGCCGCCGGCAGCCUUCCUCGCACCCCCGCCGCCCCCGCCGCCCGUCUCCUCCUCCUAGGACCUAGGGUCCACGGGGGGAACUGUCUCUUACGAGCGCACGGAAGGGGACUCUCCUUGAAGCCGCGAGAGGGAGACGUAGUCGACCGAGAGCCGACUGUGAGACUUGAUGCUUUGUCCUACAAGGUGUUGAUUAUCUAUCCAUCCAAACCUACAACAUGUUUUUUAAAUGAAUCGAUGAAAUGUAUAACGGUGUGAAUUAAGUUAUCUUGCACAAAAUGUUAUCGACGGCGGUGGUGUCGAUAUUAAAUGAUGAGUGAUUAAAUAUGUAUAUGAUACACG
This is a messenger RNA of Melitaea cinxia (Glanville fritillary), 2381 nucleotides long. RefSeq names its product splicing factor 1 (gene SF1). NCBI's taxonomy places the organism in Eukaryota, Metazoa, Arthropoda, Insecta, Lepidoptera, Nymphalidae. Bases 16 to 2100 code for a protein of 694 amino acids. The transcript is spliced from 16 exons. Gene Ontology annotation, biological process: regulation of mRNA splicing, via spliceosome. Gene Ontology annotation, cellular component: nucleus. The record is from RefSeq and is a predicted model, not a curated record. Gene Ontology annotation, molecular function: mRNA binding; zinc ion binding.